AUGUUGAAGGAGCCGCAGCCCUGCCCGAGGAAAAGCCACGGUUUCUGGGCUACCCCGCUGCUGCCUGGAGUGGCCGUCGAAGAGGACGACGAUUCCGCGGUGCUGCUAGCGAGGCCACUUGCCCAGAUGCUACAUAGCUUGGGGGUGAUCGACGCGGACUACCGCGGCCCAGUGGGCCUCGUGCUCUUCAACCACUCUGAGGCGGACUUCGCCAUGAAGCCCGGCGGCCACAUCACACAGAUGAUCCUCCAGGUGAUCGCGACGCUGAAGGUCGCCGAGGUGGAGGACCUCGACGCUACUGUCCGGGGGGAGGGAGGAUUCGGGUCCAUCGGCGUGUGA
Molecule: messenger RNA, 339 nt
Organism: Aegilops tauschii subsp. strangulata
Lineage: Eukaryota; Viridiplantae; Streptophyta; Magnoliopsida; Poales; Poaceae
Product: deoxyuridine 5'-triphosphate nucleotidohydrolase-like
Biological process (GO): dUTP catabolic process; dUMP biosynthetic process
Molecular function (GO): magnesium ion binding; dUTP diphosphatase activity
Source: RefSeq, a predicted model, not a curated record